CGUGGCGCCAGACGGAAGGUUUAGUACCGCUCCGCAAGGCGCUUGGAAACGGCUGUUUUUUCCCGCUAAGAAAAGGUGUUCACAGUGGCAUUUCCAGUCCUGGUGGAACAGCUGGCUGCACCUGGACAGCUGCGAUGGUGUGAGGAAGACAGAUGCCAGGUGUGGAAUACCUGACGUCAUAUCGGAGAAGCCAUAGAACAACCUAAAGAUUUUGUAAACAGUGUUGCUGCACCUUUGCCCUGCUGUGGUUGUGCGAACGUUUGUUCGACGGGUGCGGGCAGGGCGGCGUGUCCGGGGCGGCGGAAACACCGAGUCGCGUUUGUCGAUUCCGUACACAGAUAGGACAUGGGUUGUUCCAGUGCCAAGCAGAUCCCUGCCCCCCUCCCGCCAGAGAAAGACAGUCCAGUCCUCACACACACCACCAGCUCCACCAAACAGGCUGAUAUCAGAGAUGUUGAGGAUGCUGGUGAGGAAAAUGACCAGGAGGUGACUGACCGGGGCAGACAUGUGAAUGGAGACGGGGAAGCAGGGAUGUUAAAAAAGAUAGUGGAAGACAAGUAUGAGCCACCAAAGCCUAUCAGCAGACCGGCUCCGCAUGUAUCUCACAGUCAACAAGAGUUCUUCAGACUUUUGGACCAAAAAAUAGACCAGGGGAGGGACUAUAUUACAGACGAUGAGGAGGCAAGAUGACAGUGGAUUUGGGACGUCCUGUCCCUACCCACAAUCUCAUAAUGGCAUGUCCCACUUCUGUUUGAAGAUAUGUACAUGUAGGCUGUUAUUUUGACAAGGAAAAUGGCCAUUUGCUGCAGUCUAGGUCACAAUGUUAAAGUCAAUGAAUUACAUAUGUACGUAC
Branchiostoma belcheri (Belcher's lancelet) is the source of this 853-nucleotide messenger RNA. RefSeq lists its product as uncharacterized. Lineage: Eukaryota; Metazoa; Chordata; Leptocardii; Amphioxiformes; Branchiostomatidae. The coding region runs from base 346 to 690 and encodes 114 amino acids. The record is from RefSeq and is a predicted model, not a curated record. The transcript is spliced from 8 exons.